AUGCCGCCCCGAAUCCGUCACUUUGUCGGCGUCGAGAGCUCCGAGCAGCUCGCUUUCAUCGAUGAACUGCAUGCGUUGGGACUGAGUAGUACGAUUGAGUUGCCAGAGCUCAUCGUCCUCGGCGACCAAAACACAGGAAAAUCCUCCGUACUCCAAGCGAUAACCGAGCUGUCGUUCCCAGUCGAGGAUACAAUGUGCACGCGGUUCCCCGUGCAGAUAUCCUUUCGGCAGACGGCUGGCUCUGGCUCCGCUGCUGGGCGGCUUCGUUCUCGUGUCAAGGCUACAGUCAACCCCGGGCCCAUGACGGAGAAGGACGAUGCGUUCCUCGAGCGUGUGAAGGGUUUUGUCGUUGAGAGGGACGAGUUGGACCAGGAGGGGAUGAGGGAGAUUAUUCGGUUGGCCGAGGAGUGUAUUUUUGGUUCUCCUUCCGAGGAUGGGAAUAGAUCCGAGAAGAAACAGGUUAACGAAACUACGAAAGGAAACACAGAGAAGAAGACGAAGACGCUCUGUGAUGCGACACUGAGGAUUGAGCGCUCUGGUCCGGACGAGAUGCAUUGGACGAUUGUCGAUUUGCCCGGGUUGAUUCGGUCAGGGAGGGGUGGCUCUGCGUCUGCAUCUGGCUCUGGGAAUGGCGGGCCUGUUACGAAUGGCGAGGCGCCAUCGGCGACGAAUGCCCUUGUUGCAGAGGACAUUGUUCGGAGACGGUUAAGGAAUGAGCGGAGUAUUGUGCUCCUCGUAAUCGACGACGUCGACGUCGAGCGGCAGAAAUCCCUCGAACUAAUCGACAGCAUACCCGGCCUGACAAACCGCUGCAUCGGCAUCCUCAACAAAUGCGACAGGCGCGAAGAAGGUUCCGGCCAUUGGAUGGUCUCGCUCCUGCAAAACGACCUGUCCACUGUCCCGCAUCUCCCGCACGGCUGGUUCGGCCUGCGAAACCGGAAGCCCAUUGAAGCUGGCUCAAGCGAUAUCGAGCGAGACGAGGCUGAGGAGAAGGAGUUCAAUCAGCCGGCCUGGGCGGCUGUACCGCGGGACCGGUGCGGGAUCAAGGCGCUGAUGAGUUACGUUGAUCGCGAGCGGCGCGCACAGAUCCAAAAGGGGAUGCCGGCGAUUAUCGGUGAGAUCCGGGGCAAGUUGCGCGAGUGUGAGAGCGAGUUGAGGCGUAUGGGCGAGGCGCGGAGUAGUCCGCGUGCCCAGCGGUAUUUCGUCCUGCAGUUCUGCAACGAGAUGCAGAGGAUGGCCGAGGCCUGUCUGCGCGGACAGUAUCAGGAUAUUCCCUCGGAUGAUGGGAAGGUCCGGCUCAGGUAUCUAGUCCAGGAAAGACUUGAGCGGUUCUCUGUUUCUGUGUUUCCGACGAGAGAUGUCAAGCUUGCGUUUGGGAGUUUUGAGGCCGAGUUGAGGAAUCUGCGGGCGUUGAGUCCGGACCCGGGGACGUGGGAGGAGCGCAUCAAGCGCGAGCCUGGGAUCUAUUCUGAGAUCUAUAAAGAGGCCAUGCUCUGUCGUGGACGCAGUCUCCCGGGGAGUGUGCAUCCAGACGUCGAGGAAAAGGUCUUCCGCAAACUGUCUGCGCACUGGGAGGAGUCCGCGCGAGAGAUGGUGGAGGACGCGAAGCUGCUCGUCAAGAACUGCUACGACAUCCUACUCCGCCUCGCGAUCCCGAAUAAUCGUGUCCGCUUCGAGGUCGGCCGCGCCAUUGCCGGUGAGCUGGAGGAGUGGAAUCGCGACGCGGACAAUGCGCUCCGCGAGCUCAUCGAGGAUAACCAGGUCCGGCCGCUGUUCACGCAUAACCCGUUCUUAGAGCAGAACCUCGCGUACGCGGACCAGCAGCGGAAUGCGAUUUUCCACGGGAAACCAUCCAAGUCCUCAUCGCCAUCGCCAUCGGGUGGCGGGAAACAGAGUCCUCUUGAAGAGGAAGAGAACUUCCUCCCCAAUCUGCUGAACAAUAUCAUCCAGACGCGAGCGAAACUCGAGUGUUACUAUGAAAUUGCGGUCUAUCGGUUCAUCGACAAUGUUGCGAUGCAGGUCAUCGAGCGGCAUGUCCUCGGACCGAAAUGUCCGCUGCGAGCGGUGUCUCUGGAAACGUUUACGCAGCUUGAUAAUGAGGAGCUAGAUCGGGUGGCUGGAGAGGACAAGGCGGAUGCUUCGACAAGGCAGAGGUUGGAGAGGGCGAAGGAUCGGUACAAGAAGGCACUUGGGAAGUGGGAGCAGUUGAGUGUACUGUAG
Molecule: messenger RNA, 2220 nt
Organism: Aspergillus calidoustus
Lineage: Eukaryota; Fungi; Ascomycota; Eurotiomycetes; Eurotiales; Aspergillaceae
Source: the annotation of a GenBank genome assembly